AUGCCACCAACGCGGAAAUUCCCAACCUCCCGCCUCCACACAAUAAAAACCCACAAUGGCCCCAAGUUUCCCAAACUCACUCUUGAUACCCCGUCCCUCAGCCAAUGUGAGAGGAGAGCUAACCCAUCAACCCCCAUCACAGGUGCGGUAAACGCAAUCUGCUUUUCCAGCCCACCAGGCACAUACCUGCUAACGGGUUCUUCUGACCGCUCCAUCCAUCUCUGCCGCGCCCUCCCGACCUCCUCCACCACCGUCUCCGCCACAACACCCGUCACCACCACUCCGAUCCAGCGGUACGCGAAGCAUGGCUACUCCGUGUUGGACCUCGCGGUAACGGCGGAUAAUGCCAAGUUUGCCAGUGUAGGUGGUGAUAAGCAGGUGUUUUUGUGGGAUGUGGAGACGGGGACGACGGUGAGGAGGUGGAGUGGGCAUGAUGCGCGGGUUGAGGCGGUGGAGUUCGGGGCCGAGGCAGAUUCGAUUGUUGCGAGUGGAAGCGCGGACACAACCUUAAAACUUUGGGAUACGCGUUCCCUAACCUCAAAGCCCAUCCAAACACUCUCUGAAGCCCGCGACACCAUCUCCUCCCUGAGCAUCCACUUGCCCACCGCCAGCAUAAUAUCAGGCAGCUACGACGGACGAAUCCGCAGCUAUGAUUUGCGUAUGGGCAUGGUGAACGUGGACGUCAUGGGCCAUGAGGUGACGAGCGUGCGCUGCUCGGAGGAUGGCAAUGUCGUGCUGGCAUCGUGUCUAGAUAGCUGGAUUCGGAUGGUUGAUCGAGCGGAUGGCAGUGUGUUGAAAGGGUUUGGGGGUGGGGGAGGCAAGGCGGGGUCUGACCCUGCUACUCCUGCUAGUGGGGAUGGAGGGCCACGCUAUGUCAAUAGUUCGUUGCGGAUUAGAUCUUCAUUUGCGAAGGGGGAGGGCGUGGUGUUUAGUGGUGGGGAGACUGAUGAAAAUGAGAGUGCCAUAAAUGUCGAGAGCCAUGUAUUUGCAUGGGAUGUGUUGACUGGGGAUGUAAUUGCAAAGGUGGGCGUGGGCGAAGGGGUGAAGGCGGUUAGCUGUGUGGCGUGGAAUGAGAAAGCGGGUUGUUGGGCGGGCGGUUGUUCAGAUGGGACUGUUCAAGUAUUUGGAUGACUUCAGCAUUACUUUGCAUCUUCUCGCAUUUCACUCGCGGACAUUAUUGCGAUACCUAUAUAUAUCGUUACGUUAUCAUGAUCUUUAUAAAUCACCUCACCUUCUCAGGCCACCCCCUCCCUUUUAUAUCAUUCACGACCGGGACCCUAACAGAGAGCAUCCCGUUUCAUAUCUGCUAUCCAGUUAUCUAUAUAAAUCAACGUUCAAACUCUUAUUACCGCCUCCAACGUACAGCUAAACCAAAAAGAACAAAAUAUAACCGUGUCCUGUGCUCUAUGUUGCGGGCGGAUAUGCUCAUUUACUAGGCAUCAGACCACCCCUUCUAAAUGAAGAAGUAUGAUAUAUAUGGGGUGGUCUCUCUACCUGGUUUAUUGAUUUAAUUGGUGUAGAUAUGACAAAGAUGAAAGGAAGCCUAUCUCAACGAAGGGGCCGACACCGCGUGGGCUUGAGACGAUGAAGUAAACCGUACCUGGAUUC
This is a messenger RNA of Histoplasma capsulatum G186AR, 1608 nucleotides long. RefSeq names its product WD domain-containing protein. The coding region runs from base 1 to 1131 and encodes 376 amino acids. The record is from RefSeq and is a predicted model, not a curated record. The transcript has 4 exons. Gene Ontology annotation, biological process: mRNA splicing, via spliceosome. NCBI's taxonomy places the organism in Eukaryota, Fungi, Ascomycota, Eurotiomycetes, Onygenales, Ajellomycetaceae. Gene Ontology annotation, molecular function: protein binding. Gene Ontology annotation, cellular component: catalytic step 2 spliceosome.